AUGGGCUCUGUUGGGGCCAUCGCAGACACAUUUUCCUGUCUCGACGAGAACUUUGAGCUUAAGACGAUAUCGAUGCGGAUGAUGCCGAAGCCAUUAGCCGUCGACACCCUAGAGGAUCUCAUUGACAAUACCACUGUUCCCACAACAACCAGCUCACCCACAACUACUGCUACCAUUAUUGGAUACUCCGUCACAGAAUCAACUACUACAGCUUUCAGCUUCACCUCAACAGGUGAUACUCAAAUACUAUGUCCUUCCGAUGCUUACCAAAAGUCAAGCUCCGUGAGCAUAGACCCUCUGGGCAGUACUAACAUCGGAGUGAUGGCCACAAUUGAGCAUUCUGCAUUGAUCUCAGAGGGUAUUACCACUAUUCAACCAGCUGAGAGGUAUGAAAUUGCAACGAGUGAAGUCACAGGUCCAACACAGCCUGCCUCCAAGGCAAGUCUCUCUAGUGGCCAAGAUGAGAGAAGGAUGGUCAGUUCGUUGAUUGCAUAUACUUCCCGGGACGCUUCUCCUCCUCACAGCGCUUAUGUCGAGAGCUUGGCACCAAUUUGGAUUGAUCAGCUUGGACCAGUGUCUGCGCAAUGGUUUGAAUAUCCAUCAUCCGGUCCCUCAGCUGUAGGGGUAAAGGGCAUAUACGGGUGCACGGCAGUGAUCAUAGUAUCCGAAAAGGGUGUGUACAUUGCCCACAUCUGGGAAAACCCCGUAUUCGUUGAUCGUGAUUUCAAUCCAACUGAUGACAACUCGUUCACGAUAAAUGUGUUCAAUUCCCUCCGAGACGGAACAGAAUAUGCACAAAGUGUAACUGGUCUGAUUGGGACUGACCAGAACCCCGGUGUCUUGAAUACAAUUUACGCACCCAAAGUCUUCGUCCUCACACCCUUCACUACUGAUUGGGAUAGACAAAACUUUGGAAUUUCCACCACACUCAGAUAUCAAACGCGUGUCCAAGAUCUCGUGCAAAAGAUAGCAAGCAUUGUUCCCGGUUCAGGUGGGAAUGGAAUUAUCCUGGGUUAUACACGUACGAGUCGGCAGGCAUCGAGUCAGGAGCCAGGAAUUGCAGGAAGAGCCAUUUUGGAGAUAGAUCCUUCUUACGCAAGGCUCACUACAGCGUAUGACUCGAAAUCCACGGGCCUCCAGAUUGGUCGUUGGCGUUUGUGGGUAGAGGACCAGUUGAUUACUUACCAAGACUUCUGGCUCCCGCAUAUUACAGCUCCUUGGGCACUUACCGACGAGGCAUUGGCUAAUACGACCAACCGGAAUAAGUAG
Molecule: messenger RNA, 1269 nt
Organism: Penicillium mononematosum
Lineage: Eukaryota; Fungi; Ascomycota; Eurotiomycetes; Eurotiales; Aspergillaceae
Exons: 1
Coding region: 1-1269 (422 amino acids)
Source: RefSeq, a predicted model, not a curated record